This is a messenger RNA of Poecilia reticulata (guppy), 726 nucleotides long. The record is from RefSeq and is a predicted model, not a curated record. Lineage: Eukaryota; Metazoa; Chordata; Actinopteri; Cyprinodontiformes; Poeciliidae.
GCAUGCAGGGGAUUUCACAGAUGCCAUCCAGCUAUUAUGCCUAUAAGCCAUAGUGAUUUCCAAGAAAGUCGUGGCUAAAACAGGACUUGCUAGAAGAGCAAAGCUGGUACAGAGACACACCCCAAUCGACCUGUUGGUGGUUCUGAAAAGUACCGAGUCAUGCACAAUUGGCUAAACUUUCUAGAUUUUUAUUUGUUAAAAAAAGGGGGGGUUAAUUGUGCGCAACUGGUUCGGCAGAUCAAAUCCCAAUAAAAUGAGUAUUGUUCAUGACUGCAACAUGAUUUAAAGUGGAGAAAGUUAGAAAAACUGCUCAACGAAUCCUUUUUGAAAUUCGAUUUAGUUAAAUAAACCUUUGGAAAUAAUUGCUGUGAUUUACAGUGAAGAAACCUAUUUCUUAAAAAAUUUCCAAUCUUUGGCAUUUAAUCACCAAUGUUUUCCUUUUUUUUGUCCAGCAGAAUGGAAGAUGAAGCAGUGCUGGACAGAGGAGCGUCUUUUGUCAAGCAUAUCUGUGAUGAAGAGGAAGUGGAAGGCCACCACACUGUGUACAUCGGUGUGCACGUUCCCAAGAGCUACCACCGCAGGAGACGCCACAGACGCAAGUCCAACCACAAGGAGAAACGGGAACGUGUCGAGCAGAUUGUGGGAGCCUACAAGUCCGACGCGGAGAACGCCGACGACUCCUGCACGAGCAUCCUGAAGCCACUCAGUGAGUACAUCUCGAAUUGA